Messenger RNA from Capra hircus (goat), 1126 nucleotides. RefSeq lists its product as uncharacterized. The transcript is spliced from 6 exons. Lineage: Eukaryota; Metazoa; Chordata; Mammalia; Artiodactyla; Bovidae. Bases 1 to 840 code for a protein of 279 amino acids. The record is from RefSeq and is a predicted model, not a curated record.
AUGAGGCUUGGGAGAGGCCGGUCCGAGGGACAGGCUGGAGGAGUGGCCUGUGAGACCCGGAAGCUGGCGAGGCCUGUGGGUCCCGCAGGUCCAAGUGUGCGACCGCGCGUCUGGGGGGCAGCGGCGUUGGCGGGCCAUGCCUGGGGACUCCCAGUCGCUGUGGGAACUGGUGGAAGAGCACGUUCCGCUCCUGAAGCGGCCCGAAGUGAAGAGGAUUCUAGGGGAGACGACAGUGGAUCUGAGUCUGGAGCUACGGGCAGAGGAACCAGACUCAAGCUUGGGUCCAGUAUAGCCCCAGGGUCCUGCACUUUGCCUUGGAGGAGCCCAGGUGUGAUUUGCCAGAACAGGAGAUGUUCCAGCUGUCACUGGGACCUCAGCAUCAUCAAGGACCAGCUGAACGUGUCCCACACUGACCAGGCUGCUGGACACCUGCGCGCUGCCUCCGGUGCUGCGCUGUCCAUGUCCCAGGGCCCGCCUGGAGGAAGAGUGCCAUGCGCUAGAGAGGGAGAUUCCCAUCCUGCAGGCCACAGCUCUUGGAGUCCUCCAGCCAGGGCACCGGACUCCUGCCUUGCCUCCAUGGGGCUGCUGGAGUUUGGGCCAGGCUUCUCCAGUGCUGCCUGCCUGCUCCCCCUCUGGAGCGCUGCCCCAAACCUGCCACUGGGGAUGGAAGAGUCAGUGCCUCCUCGGGAAAAGGCCAGCUUCUGCUCUGAUGUCCAGUGCAGCGCCCCAGGCCCCAACCUGAAGGGCUGCUCAGGAAGGAGGCUUCAGCUUCCGAUGGAACUCGUCCUGUCUGCUACUGCUCUCUUUCAGCUGCCAGCGUCCAGCCCACUUCAGAUCUAGUCUAGGAUGAGCCCUCCCCAGGAUUCCACUGCUGUCUGUCUGUCUGGCCCCCACCCUACCUUCUCACCAGGACCUCAGUGUCUGGUCCUGACUGUCACAGCCUUUGGCUUUUCUCCUCCCAGGCAUCCCCCCAAAGGCCUGGCAGGAGGAGGUCUUGUCCCAACCCUGACUCAUGUCCCCCUGGAGGACCCAAACAAAGCACAGCAGCAGCGCAGAAACAGGAAUAGAAAUUUCAUUAAAACCUAUGGACUUUAAAAUCCUAGUGGUACGCAGAUGGUUGGGGGUG